Molecule: messenger RNA, 672 nt
Organism: Symbiodinium natans
Lineage: Eukaryota; Dinophyceae; Suessiales; Symbiodiniaceae
Source: the annotation of a GenBank genome assembly
AUGGCGGACGAUGAUGUGGAUGUCGAAUCGGAGUAUGUUUUGUUGGUAAAGCGUGAUGCCAAAGUGUACCAGGUACCACCAGCAACCUCGGCUUCCGGCCACAGAGCUGCUGAUUGGAAGGAAGCAAUUUGGAGAGGGCACGUUCGCAUCAUUGCACGCGGCAAAACAUUGACCAUUCGGCUGUUGGACAACGGCUCCGACAACUUGUUUGCACAGUGCGUCAUUCCGAAUGGUGAUUACGACCAAUUUGUGGAACGAGUUGUGGAUUCCAGCCGAUAUUGGGUACUGAAAAUUGUCAACGGACCACGCCAUGCUUUCAUUGGCUUUGGUUUCAGUGACAGAAGCGAUGCCUUCGACUUCAAUGCGUGCUUAGCAGAUUUCAAGGCAACCUGGGUGGACAAAGCAAAAGAAGCAGCAGCACUGGAGAUGCUGCCCAUGAAAGAUCUUUCUUUAAAAGACGGGCAAACUUUUACAGUGAAUUUGCCUGGGAGAAAUGGCAGGCGAAGAGAACAGACCGAGCAAUCCGGUGGUGCAGCUGAUGGUUACGGUAGGCUUGCUCCACCUCCACCGGCUGCAACUACGCAGUCGAGUGGCACUUCUGCUGCCGAAAACGUGGACGAGUUUGAUGACUUCGCAGAUUUCCAGUCUGCGGCAGCAACGAAUGUGCCGUGA